Messenger RNA from Scomber japonicus (chub mackerel), 1366 nucleotides. RefSeq names its product E3 ubiquitin-protein ligase TRIM47-like. The record is from RefSeq and is a predicted model, not a curated record. The coding region runs from base 1 to 1170 and encodes 389 amino acids. Gene Ontology annotation, molecular function: zinc ion binding; protein binding. The transcript has 2 exons. Lineage: Eukaryota; Metazoa; Chordata; Actinopteri; Scombriformes; Scombridae.
AUGUCUUCUGCCAGCAGUCUGUUAUCUGAAGAUCAGUUUCUGUGCUCCAUCUGUCUGGAUGUGUUCACUCAUCCAGUCACCAUACCAUGUGGACACAACUUCUGCAAGAACUGCAUCACACAACACUGGAAUACGCAUGUCCAAAAUGAUUGUCCCCUGUGUCAAAAGGUUUUUAAUACAAGACCUGAACUGUACAUCAACACAUUCAUAUCUGAGAUGGCUGAUCAGUUCAGACAGUCAGCUGUAAAGAAAAGCAGCAGCUGCUCAGAGCAACAAUGGGCCAACACAGGAGAUGUUCUCUGUGAAGUCUGCACUGAAACCAAACUGAAGGCUGUGAAGUCCUGCCUGGUGUGUCUGACCUCCUACUGUGAGACUCACCUGGAGCCUCAUCAGAGAAUCUCAGGACUGAAAAGACACAAGCUGAUUGAUCCUGUGAAGAACCUGGAAGACAGAAUGUGUAAAAAGCAUGAUCGACCUCUGGAGCUGUUCUGUAAGACUGAUCAGAUGUGUGUGUGUCAGUUCUGCACUGAAUCAGAUCACAAGUCACAUGUCUAUGGUCCUGUGAUAGAAGAAUAUGAAGAGAAGAAGGCUGAGCUAAAGAAAACGGGGGCUGAAAUUCAGCAGAUGAUCCAGAAGAGACGACUGAAGAUUCAGCAGAUUAAGGAGUCAGUGAAGCUCAGCAAUGAAGAAGCAGACAGAGAGACAGCAGACAGUGUGCAGGUCUUCACUGCUCUGAUAAAGUCUGUUAAGAGAAGUCUGGCUCAGCUCAUUGAGAUGAUUGAAGAGAAGCAGAAAAGAACAGAGAAACAGGCUGAAGGCUUCAUUAAAGAACUGGAGGACGAAAUAUCUGAGCUGAUGAAGAGAAGUGCUGAAGUGAAGAAGCUCUCACACACUGAAGACCACCUCAAGUUCCUCCAAAGCUCCUCAUCCCUGAGCCCUGCUCCACCCACCAAAGACUGGACAGAGUUGAGGCCUCAGAAGGUGGGGGUGUUUGUGGAUUAUGAAGAGGGUGUGGUCUCCUUUUAUGAUGUAGAUGCUGCAACUCAUAUAUACUCUUUUACUGACUGUGAGUUUACUGAUAAACUCCAUCCAUUCUUUUGCCCCCGUAAUAAUAAUGGUGGUAGAAACUCAGCCCCUCUGAUCAUCUCUCCUGUCAGUCACACUGAUUAGACUUGUGCUGUGAUCCUUUGGACAAAUGAACAGUGAUGAUGGACAAUAUCAUUUCAUUUACGUUACAGAGUCUGGUGAAUGUGGGUAUUUCUUGAUUUCAUUUUAUAUUCAGAUAUUUUAAAUUUCUGAUAUACUUCUGAUGUAUCCUAUUACUGCUUUAACAUAUAUUAAUGUAAUGUAAUCACUUUACAAUUUU